CUGGGAAGAUACGUGGAUUUGGUUCUUUAUUCGGUAACGAUGGGUCAUACAGCAAGUGCCAAGUAUUUGCUUUUCACGCUGGCCGUGCUUGGCUCGCUCCGCGGCGGAGCCAGCUCACCCUGGCUCGGUUCUCAACCACUUAGCAAAGCUAACUCCGGUAGUGCCGUUGUGAAUUACCCGACCCCGUCUUCAGAACUACAGCAACCCGGAUUCCGAGCGCUGCUCCCGCAGACUGUCGCGGCGCAGUGCGGGGAGUCUAGGGUCGUGGUGACGGUAAAGCGGGAUCUGUUCGGUAUCGGUCAGCUCAUCAAGGCUUCUGAUGUCCGCCUGGGAAGCUGCGGGGUUACGCGGCUGGAUGAUGCGACGCAGAGCGUGGUUUUUGAUGCGCAGUUGCAGGAGUGCGGCAGUACUCUGAUGAUGGUCCAGGACACGCUGGUUUACAGUUUCACCCUCAGCUACAGCCCGACCCCCAAUUCUAACCUGCCUAUAGUGAGAACCAACGCCGCUCAAGUUGGCAUCGAGUGCCGCUAUUUGAGGUUGCACAAUGUGAGCAGCAAUGCGCUGAAACCCACGUGGGUCCCCUUCACCUCCACCAAGCUUGCAGAGGCCGCCCUGGACUUCUCCCUGAGACUGAUGACCGAUGACUGGCUCACCCAGAGGACCUCCAACAUCUACUCCCUGGGGGACGUCAUGAACAUCGAAGCCUCGGUCGACGGGACCAACCACAUGUCCCUCCGGCUCUUUGUGGACAACUGUGUGGCCACCAUGGUCCCUGAUAAGAACGCCAGCCCCCGAUACGUCUUCAUUGACAACAGCGGCUGCCUGGUUGAUGCGAAGGUGUCUGGCUCCGGGUCCCGCUUCAUGUCUCCCAGAGUGCAGAACACCAAGCUGCAGAUGAAGCUUGAUGCCUUCAGGUUCUACUCUGAUGCCCGGAGCUCCAUCUACAUCACCUGCCACCUGAAAGUUGCGUCUGCUUCCCAGAACAUGGACUCCGUGAACAAGGCCUGCUCUUUCGCUACCGGCUCCAGCAGGUGGAGCUCUGUGGACGGGAGUGAUCAGGUAUGCAGCUGCUGCAAUACUGGGAGCUGUGCUGCGGGAAGCCCUUCCAGAAAGAGACGAGGGAGAGGAGCGGCUGGCAGCAUGGUUGAGAAGCUAGCACUAGAAUGGGAAGGCGAUGCUCGUGUCGGACCCCUGAUUGUUCUGGAAACUCUGUAUGACCUUGAUGCCCAGAGUCUCCAUCUGAAAACGGAGGACAGUAAAUCGCAAGGCUUCCCUGUUGAGGUUCUGGUCCUGGCUGGUGUGGUUGCUGCUGUGGCUCUGGGCUGCAUCGCUGCGCUGGCUGUUGUGCUCUACAGGAGAUCUGGCAAACCCACUGUUUGAUUUUGUACUUGUCAAUGAGAACAAUAAACCUGUCACUGAAA
Molecule: messenger RNA, 1421 nt
Organism: Acipenser ruthenus (sterlet)
Lineage: Eukaryota; Metazoa; Chordata; Actinopteri; Acipenseriformes; Acipenseridae
Product: zona pellucida sperm-binding protein 3-like
Exons: 9
Coding region: 40-1380 (446 amino acids)
Biological process (GO): positive regulation of acrosome reaction; egg coat formation; binding of sperm to zona pellucida
Cellular component (GO): extracellular matrix
Molecular function (GO): acrosin binding
Source: RefSeq, a predicted model, not a curated record